AUGUCGCCGCGCGCGCCGCCGCGACCAUCCCGCACACCGCCACGCAAUACGCCGUCACCAAGACCAUCGCGUUCACCACCCCCUCGCCCCUCACGCACGCCACCGCGGCGUCGUGCUCCGGAGUCACCACUGCGCUAUGAGCGCGGGCGUGGCUACGGAACCCAGCCACCACGCAUCGUCCGGGAGUCGAGCGGCUCCAUCCAGUACCCAGUCCUGACGAGGACCAACUACGAAGAAUGGGCGCUCCUCAUGACGGUGAAUCUACAGGCACAAGGGCUCUGGCACGCUGUGGAGCCAUACGAGGAUGAAGAGGUCGAGUAUCGCGAUGAUCGGCUGGCGCUAGCCGCGAUAUUGCGUGCGGUGCCACCGGAGAUGUUACGCUCCCUCUCCAUCAAGCGAACGUCGCAGUCUGCAUGGGAGGCAAUCAAGACUGUCCGGGUCGGCACCCGGCGCGUACGUGAAGCGAACGAGCAGCUACUUCGUCGGGAGUUUGGCGAUGCUCGGUUUAAGGAUGGCGAGAACGUCGACGACUUCUCCAUGCGCCUCAACGGGAUCGCCAACAACAUUCGCACCCUGGGCGGUGAUCUCCCCGAGGUAGAUGUUGUAAACAAGCUGCUAAAUGUUGUCCCUGAGCAUCUCUCGCAGAUAGCCAUCUCGAUCGAGACACUACUCGACGCCCGCGAUCUAUCGAUCGAGGAGGUCACCGGCCGGCUCCGCGCCGCCGAGAAGCGCAAGCCCAAGCCCAAGGAGAUCGUUGAUAGCGGCGGUCGUCUGCUGCUCACCGAGGAGCAGUGGCAGGCUUGA
Molecule: messenger RNA, 804 nt
Organism: Oryza brachyantha (malo sina)
Lineage: Eukaryota; Viridiplantae; Streptophyta; Magnoliopsida; Poales; Poaceae
Exons: 1
Coding region: 1-804 (267 amino acids)
Source: RefSeq, a predicted model, not a curated record